This is a messenger RNA of Cantharellus anzutake, 1709 nucleotides long. RefSeq lists its product as uncharacterized. The record is from RefSeq and is a predicted model, not a curated record. NCBI's taxonomy places the organism in Eukaryota, Fungi, Basidiomycota, Agaricomycetes, Cantharellales, Hydnaceae. The transcript is spliced from 4 exons. Bases 110 to 1408 code for a protein of 432 amino acids.
ACGAUAUGCCAUUCCGUAUCAUUGACGCUCACGAUUCAAAAGUCGGAGUGGAUAACCCCUCGAUUGGCGAUCCUUUUAGAAAUUUCCUUCUCGCAGACCAGACCUCUUGAUGACUAUCCCUUCCGAAACAUUCAAUAAUCCCAUGGUCCCAAACCCGCGUAUAUUCUGGUCAGAGGUCUUGAUUCCUGUUGAGUUCAAGAAGUCCAAGAAAUCAGAAAAACAUGGUGAGGAUACCGAAUUAUGCGAAGAUCCCCCUAUGAAAUCGGUACAAAACUAUCUGGAUCCAAGACUCAAGGCCAUAACCGUCGAGGACAUGUCGUUCUCCGGGUCCUCCCUCACUAGAACACGUAACCACUCGCGAGAGAGGCUAAGACAUAGCUUCUUUAGUAGCACCCAAGCAAGCAAGACCCCUUUCCGCCUAGCCGAUGUGCUGCGUAAGGAGGGCACACCGGAAAGGCCUUUAAACCAUGGGUUCUCGUAUGCAACAUCUAUGCACUCCGCCAGCGCAUCGUAUAGUACUGGGAAAACGCUCUCAGACCGGGCACAGCUUGCAGGAUAUGCGGUUGAAGUCUUUUCCGCAAGCGGUCUCAGGCGGCACGUACUUGGACUUUUUAUAGAAGGCACAAACUUUGAGCUGUGGUACUUCAACCGUUCAGGCUCCUACGGGAGCACUCCUAUACCAUUUGGAGAGAACUUCAGGAAUCUUAUAAUGUUUCUGUUAAUACUGGGGAAUGCUAGUCCUGCUGAGCUUGGAUUCGAGCCGUUCAUCCACCCGCCGUCUACAAGUGAUGUGACAAAUAGUACACGGAAACUGAAACGGGGAGAAAAAGAAGGUUUCCUACGAUCUGCAGACAGAGCUUACUUUGUGAUCAAGGGAAAGACUUACGUUAUAAGAGGAGAAAGAAUCAAUAGAGGAAGAAGUAUAAAGGGGCGUGGAACAAUGGUUUGGGCCGUCGAAGAGGUCAAACAGCACAAAGCCGUCACAGUCGUUGGUGGCAUGGUCGUAAAACUCUCCUGGCAGCUAUCGCGACGCAGAUCGGAGGUCGAGCUGCUGAGAUUCAUCAGGGAAAAAGGGGUUACUAAUGUGCCUGAGGUGUUCAACCACGAUGAUCUUGAUUCGCUCGCUGCUGGAGCCCACGGCCGUGUUCAACCUCUUGUAAAGGAGGAGCAGAGGAGAGCAGCCGAUUUUGACAAUCGCAUCCUUCGAGCAAUAGUCCUGGGCCCGCGAUUACGUCCGAUCACUUCUAUUCCCUUUGGAGACUUCAGGGCGGCAUAUCGUGAUCUGGUCGACAGUGAGUUGCAAUUAACCCAGAAUAUCCACCCUACCGAUCUUUGUCGCUCACUCUCACUUAGUCCAUCACGAAGUUUACACCAAGUCUCGUCUUCUUCAUCGAGAUAUUCACCCUGAGAAUCUCAUGGUCCAGGAGGUCUUUUCGGAUGGCAAAGGCCAAUACAAAGCAUAUCUGAUUGAUUUUGACUUCGCAAUCGAGGCUGGAGCUCGGGAACCCGGUUUCUCCCCUACCCAUCGGACCGUCAUUACCCCAUUCCUAGCAUUGGAGCUGACGACAGAGUCGGAGCAUCGUCCCCGCGCUUUGUAUCGGCAUGAUCUCGAGUCCUUCUUCUGGACGUACUGGUGGAUUGCAAUAUAUUAUGGUGGAGACUUUCGGCGUCCCCUAAAGCGCCGAAGGUUGUCGUCUUCCAGGCGCAAA